AUGUCAUCUAGCACACAGACACCCUCCACCAGUCCCCCGCCGCCGUUGUCCCCGUCCUCAGAGCCCUCUUCCUCGUCGCCCGCCGUCUCUGAGACACCAUCCUCGCCUUCGUCCUCGACGUCGUCCUCGCUGCCCUCCUCGCCGUCUUCAACGCCCUCCGACUCAGCAACGGCUACUUCAACGUCAUCUUCAACGUCCUCCUCAACGACCUCCAUCACGGCCUCACAACCAGAGUCCUCACUGGCUUCUUCAACGACCUCGACAUUCUCUCCGGCUUCAUCGCCGGCCUCAACGCCAACCCCGUCCCCUUCGCCGUCCCUCGUGUCCACCACGUCCACGUCCGAUCCCUCGUCGGACAUGUCCACAACGACUACAACAACGUCCCCGACCUCAGCACCUUCUCCCCCGCCGUCCUCGCCACCACCUUCGUCUCCUCCUUCCUCCCCGCCCCCGACUUCGCCCCCGACCUCUCCACCUCCUACAUCGCAGCCUCCAUCCUCAGAACCACCCGAGCCUCCAACUACCUCCCAGCCCCCGACAUCGGAGCCACCACCACCUUCCCCGCCUCCCUCCUCAGAUCCACCACCGCCAUCCUCUUUGCCUCCUCCCCCGCCAAGCUCUACAAUCAGCUCGACUUCUGACCCUCCACUAACGUCCCCUCCAACUACUCAAUCCUCAAAUAACGUCCUACCACCAUCGCUAACUUCCUCAAAUACUCCCCAACCACCUCCAAUAACAUUCUCAUCAACUGUGUUCAUAACAAGCACCAACGCAGAUGGCCAGACCUCAGUGAUCGCCCCUUCUCAAGUCACACAGAUCGUCACCAUCACAGACAGCGACGGCAUAACCCUCACGUCCACUACAAUCGGCCUCAACCCAACCCUAGGCACAGACAGUCGCAACCACGUCGGUUCAGCGUUCUUCUCGAACACUGGUGCGGUCGCAGGGGUGUUCGUCCUCGUUGGGCUGGCGGCAGCUUCCAUACUCCUUUUCGUCAUCUUCGCAGUGCGUCGCCGAAGACGCACGCAGCGCAUCGAACACGAUACGGCAGUCUCCGCAACUCUGGCCGCAGCCGGCUACGGCCGCUCCCCGAUAGUCGACGAUGACGACGAUGGCCCUCAUAAUAACAACGAGAAAACGUCGAAUUUGCCUCACAGCGCGAACUCGCGGUCCGGAUCGCAGCUGACGCACGGGAACAGAAACUCGACUAUGAAUUCGUUGACUAAUUCGGGCUUUUAUAGGGAUGACGGGGGUGGCGGGGGGUUGGAAGGUGGAGGAUCCUCUUCAGGGCAUGCUAUGCAUGGCCUGCCUAACGCGAUAACGACUGCUUUCGCUGUAGGCGGUGGGGCAGCAGCCAUAACGGGCGCCGGCUCAAGUUCAUCAAGCGGUGGUGGGCAGAGACAGUCCAGAAGUUCGACAGGAUAUUACGAUUCGCCCUCGUCUUUGGAAAAUGCAGGCUCUGCUCCCCCUCCGUCUGCUUAUCCGUUCCCUCCACCACCGCAGCCUUCACAUAAUCCCGAUCCGUUCAAUCCAUAUGCUGAGUACAAUCAUGCGUCGAAUACAUCCCUACCAGGUGGGGUUGAUCCAGCUAUAGCGGGUGUCUUUGCCCGAUCCGGCUCAGCAUCCCCGCCGCCUCCGCCAGCUGGAGCAGCCUACUUCUACUCUCCCCAUCCACACUCGCAAUCCCCUUCAACAACGUAUACGCAUCCGACAUCUCCGUCACCGUCAUUCCAACGAGAUGGGGACAAGCAACACCUCCAUACUUUGAGCGGGAGCUACGAACCGCUACUAGGAGAGUAUAACAGACAAAAUAGCGUCAGCGGAAGUCCCCCGGUGCCGCCACGGAAUCCUCUGCGAACGUCUCUUACGAAAAGGACGGAUUCGAGUCCACCUGUUGCGUUUCCUGUUUCUGCGAGUGCUGGGACAGGGACACAGCGCCAAAGUCGGUCAUCAACAUACUCUGUCUCGAGCGGCGAUGAUGGUGUGAAGACACACUUACUACCCUCUUUAAUGCGUGACGACGGCGGUCCUAGUACCGAAGUCGGCGGAGGAGCAGGAGUACGCCCAGUCGACCGACGAACAGACCCGAUCGUCAACAGCCCGAACGAAGUCCACGAGCCCUACCAAGACAACUACCACGACGACCACCAGCACCCAUACGACCCGUACUCAUACUUCCACGUCAACGAUAUGAACGACGAUGAUAGUAUCGGGACGGGGCUGAUUCGGGACGAGGAGGACGCGGGGCGGCCGGGGUUUAAACUGGGAGUGAGGAAUCCGGAUGUGAGUACCGGGGGGAGCGGGGAGGGGAGCAGGAUGGGGAGUAGGGAGGCGCUAUGA
This is a messenger RNA of Pleurotus ostreatus (oyster mushroom), 2340 nucleotides long. RefSeq lists its product as uncharacterized. The record is from RefSeq and is a predicted model, not a curated record. NCBI's taxonomy places the organism in Eukaryota, Fungi, Basidiomycota, Agaricomycetes, Agaricales, Pleurotaceae. Bases 1 to 2340 code for a protein of 779 amino acids. The transcript is spliced from 3 exons.